Molecule: messenger RNA, 433 nt
Organism: Aricia agestis (brown argus)
Lineage: Eukaryota; Metazoa; Arthropoda; Insecta; Lepidoptera; Lycaenidae
Product: transmembrane protein 60
Exons: 1
Coding region: 26-433 (135 amino acids)
Source: RefSeq, a predicted model, not a curated record
UUAUACCCAAAAAUACUAGAAUAUAAUGGCUAUUUUACAUAGAGCACUAUUUACAUGGUUCAUCUUCUUAGUAUUUCUUAUUCUUCUCUGUUUGCGACUAGAAUCAAGAACGCAUUGGAACUGGUUCAUAGUUUUUAUUCCAAUGUGGGUUUACGAUGGCAUUUUAUUAAUUUACGUACUCUUUCACAUGGUAUCUCACUGCCGAAAUGGUAUCGAAUGGAUCAGAGCUACGAUAAACAAAAAUGUGUGGUAUAUUGCCGCUAUUGGACUGAAAAUGGCAGCACAAAUAAUUAUAUGUGUCAAGUUGGAAUACACAAAACUGUAUCUCCCAAUUUCUCUUGUGAUGACUCCUAUAUGGAUGCUGCUGCCUGUUCUGUGCGUGGAGGUUUUUAUGCAUUUAAUUAAAAACUCAAGUCGAAGUAGUAGAUACUAA